UAAAAUGCCCAAAUAAAAUCCAUGUUUGCUUUACUAUUGUUUGUAAAUUGUAAUAAGACAGACGUAAAAAUAAAAUCAACUUCUGAGAUCAGUUUUGUAUCUUGGUUUGUAACCUUAUGCCAAUUGUCAGCACACGUAGAGGAGGGGACUGCAUGUCCCAUAAGUCCGCGCGGCUUAGCGCUUCCAGGUACAUCCGUGACAUAUCGGAGCUGGCAUGCGCACGCAUCUCUCGGACAGAGCGGGCGGGCGGGGCGGGGCGCUGCCGCCGCUUCCUGUCAUCUCGGUGUAACGGUCCGUGAGGAUGGACGCGGCGGAGUGCGGGGUCAGGGUGAUGUGCCGCUUUCGGCCGCUGAACGACACGGAGCGAAGCCGCGGAGACAAAUUCAUCCCCAAGUUCAGCGGGGAGGACACGGUGGUGCUGGCGAUGUAUUGGGAGGAUACAAUGGUACCAUCUUUGCUUAUGGACAGACAUCAUCAGGAAAGACUCACACGAUGGAGGGAAACCUACACAAUUCCCAGCUGAUGGGGAUCAUCCCUCGCAUAGCCAGGGACAUCUUUGAUCACAUCUAUGCUAUGGAUGAUAAUCUGGAAUUCCACAUCAAGGUUUCCUACUUUGAAAUCUAUCUGGACAAAAUUAGAGACUUGUUGGAUGUAUCAAAGACCAACUUGGCAGUUCAUGAGGACAAAAACAGGGUUCCUUUUGUCAAGGGCUGUACAGAGCGCUUUGUGUCCAGUCCUGAGGAAGUUAUGGACAUCAUUGAUGAGGGAAAAGCAAACCGGCAUGUUGCUGUCACAAACAUGAACGAGCACAGUUCUCGCAGUCACAGUAUUUUCCUGAUCAACAUCAAGCAGGAGAAUGUGGAGACGGAAACCAAACUAUCUGGGAAGCUCUACCUGGUGGACCUGGCCGGCAGUGAAAAGGUGAGUAAAACAGGUGCAGAGGGAGCCAUCCUGGAUGAAGCAAAGAACAUAAACAAGUCUUUGUCUGCUCUGGGAAAUGUCAUUGCUGCUCUGAGUGAAGGAACGAAAGGACAUGUUCCAUACCGAGACAGUAAGAUGACUCGAAUCCUGCAAGAUUCACUGGGAGGAAAUUGUCGAACCACUAUUAUCAUAUGUUGUUCACCAUCCGUUUAUAAUGAAGCUGAAACCAAGUCCACCCUUAUGUUCGGACAGAGGGCCAAAACCAUAAAGAACACAGUGUCUGUGAAUCUGGAGCUGACUGCUGAGGAAUGGAAGAAGAAGUACGAAAAAGAGAAAGAGAAGAACAAGAAUCUGAGCAUUAUGAUCCAGAAGCUGGAAAGUGAGCUGAAAAGAUGGAGAAAAGGUGAGUCUGUACCUGUGGAGGAGCAGCUGAGCAGCAGAAACAAGAAGAACAGCAGUGAGACCACAGUGCUCACAGAGAGUGUUGCUCCACCCACUGAAGAGGAGAAAAUGCAGUAUGAGAAGCUCAUCACCGACCUGUACCAGCAACUGGAUGAUAAAGAUGAUGAAAUUAACCAGCAGAGUCAGAUGUGUGAAAACCUUAAACAGCAGCUCAUGGAUCAGGAUGAGCUGCUGACCGCCAGCCGUCAGGACUACCAGCAGUUGCAAGAAACACUGUGUCAGCUGCAGAAGGACAGUGAGUCAGCUAAAGAAGAGGUGAAGGAGGUCCUCCAGGCUCUGGAAGAGCUUGCUGUUAACUAUGACCACAAGAGCCAGGAGGUGGAGACAAAGACUCAGUCCAUCCACCAGCUGAAUGAGGAGAUUGGACUCAAAGCUGCAGCUCUGGAGGUAGCUGAAAGGGACUCAUCCACAAAGCAAGAGCUCAUUUUGUACCAUAAGAAGAGGUCUUCAGAGAUCCUCAACCUGCUGCUUAGAGAGCUGGGUGAAAUGAGCAGCAUCCUUGGAACAAGCGAGCUCAGAAUUAUGGCUGAAGGAAGCGAGAUGAUGGAGGAGGAGUUCACCACUGCUCGCCUCUUCAUUAGUAAGAUGAAGUCUGAAGUCAAAUCUUUGGUGAGCCGCAGCAAACACCUGGAGGAGCAGCUGACAGAGAUCACCUGCAGAACGGAGGCCCAUGAAAAAGAGCUCAGCGCCAGUCAGCUGCUCAUUCUACAGCUGCAGAGCAAGUCAGCAUCUCUGACAGACGACGUGCACAAACUGGAGCUGAAGAAGAGACAGAUGGAGGAGAGCCAGGACUCUCUGAUGGAGGAGGUCGCCAAGCUCCGUGCCCAAGGUCAAAUGCAUGAGCUGACAGUGCUCGACAAAGAGAAGGAACACCUCAGCAGGCUAAAGGAUGCUGUGGAGAUGAAGAAAACUCUGGAGGAGCAGAUGGAGAACCACAGGGAAGUGCACCAGAAGCAGCUGAGUCAUCUUCGGGAUGAAAUCGAGCAAAAACAGCGAGACUUGGAGCGAGUCAAAGAUGUCAAUCAAUCGCUGGUGCUGGAGAACAGAAAGCUGGAGUCUGACCUGUGUAAACUGAAAGCUGAGGAUCAGAAAAAGGACCAGAGACUCCAGAAACUGAUGUUGGUGAAUGCAAGAAGAGAACUGGCCAAAGAGGAUCUGAAAGGCUUGGAGGACACUGUGGCAAAGGAGCUGCAGACUCUGACGGACCUCCGGAAGCGAUUCAUUCAGGACCUUCGGUCUCGAGUCCACUGUCAGGAUUCCGACAAUGACAGCAUCGAGGCUGGAGGCAGUUUGGCCCAGAGACAGAGGAUCAUCUUCUUAGAGAACAACCUGGAACAGCUGGGGAAGGUCCACAAGCAGCUGGUUCGGGAUAAUGCAGACCUUCGAUGUGAGCUGCCCAAGUUGGAACGGCGGUUGCGUGCCACAGCUGAACGAGUGAAAGCUCUGGAGACUGCUCUGAAUAAAGCCAGGGAGUCGGCUUUGAGGGACCGCAAACGAUACCAGCAGGAAGUGGAGCACAUCAAAGACGUGGUCCGAUCCACAAGCGUCUCCAAAAGAGGACAAUCUGCUCAGAUCGCUAAGCCGAUUCGAGCCGGCCAUCAUUAUCAUAAGCAGCUGUCCUCAUCUUCAGCCUCAAGAAUGACCAUAAGGAGUGGCAGUCGAGCAUCUAAGCAGGGCCAUCACACCCCCCAACAGCAACCCGACCCAAAACUCCCCAAUCAGAGCUAAAGCAGGUAGUGUGCUGAACCCGGAUCUGUUUCCCAUCACGGAGAACAUUCUCUGUCCUGGAACAGAACAUCAGGUUUCCAGGAGUGUUUCUGCUCACUGCUGUUUGAUCUCCUGCUGUCAGGGAGUCUGUUUCUGUCUGCAGCAGCAGGUUGGUAAGAAGACCUGAAGGGAUGAGAUCACCAGCACAAGCAUGCAAAACAAAAAACACUGUCUGUCUUCUUUGAGACUGUUAUUUAUUGUUGUUUACAGAGCGAACUGGCCUUUAUGUGCAAUGAUUCAAAAAGUAAACAAUUUUAGAAGAUUCAAAUAUUAUAACAAAGGACAAAGAAGCACAUUUAGAGUAGAAGAAAACAAGAAUAAAAUACUUCUUAACAGAACAGACACGACAGACCUGCUCUCUUAUUAACUGUUAUAAAAGGAUUUUUAAGUCAUUCUUUUGUCUGAACAAUGAUAUAACCUCAGCCUCCAAAUUAGAGUUUGUUUUCAACAACGUGAAAUAAUUGAUCCAAAUUGUCUACAUGAAGAACCAAUACUGCAACUGAAACAUUCCACGUGUGAAAUUUCGUCAGGACUAAGAACAAAGACUCCAACAGGCUGUUUCCACAGGAGAGAAUCAUCCCUUCAUUGUUUAGUUUUCAUUCCUGCAGAAGAGGUGGGGCUGAAGCGAUGCUGACCUACCCUUCAUCAGGAGCAUCACAGGAGCUUUCCUUUGUACGGUUUGUGUAUUCUUGGCUGCAUCUGUUUACGGGUCGUGUUGUUCUUUGUAGACGCUCUUUUGCUGAAAAGACUGUGUUUUAUUGUGAAGGACAUGUUCUCAUUUGCCUGUUUUAAAUAAAAGUCGAUUAAAAUAACAAUGA
Molecule: messenger RNA, 3968 nt
Organism: Oryzias melastigma (Indian medaka)
Lineage: Eukaryota; Metazoa; Chordata; Actinopteri; Beloniformes; Adrianichthyidae
Product: kinesin heavy chain
Exons: 25
Coding region: 22-3111 (1029 amino acids)
Biological process (GO): microtubule-based movement
Molecular function (GO): microtubule motor activity; ATP binding; microtubule binding
Source: RefSeq, a predicted model, not a curated record